ACAUUUUGGGAAGGAUCAACAAAAAUAUGAAAUUUCAAAAUCCGCGAUUGGGGCCAUACUUUCCUCCACCAACUAAAGCUUUCAAUUUUUCUCUUCUCUUCCUAUUUUUAAACUUUCUAUUUAUUGUAUACAAAAUGGCUGCUGAACAGAACGUUAUCCUUGUUACCGGUGGUAGUGGUUUAGUUGGCCACGCCCUUCAAUAUAUUAUUGAAAAUGAAAAGGAUCCCCGUUUUGGUAAGAAGGAUAACGAAAAGUGGGUUUUCUUGACAGGUCGUGAUGGCGAUUUAAGAAACGAAGCAGAUACCAAAGCCAUCUUCGAAAAAUAUAAGCCUACCCACGUCAUUCACUUGGCCGCUAUGGUUGGUGGUUUAUUCAAGAACAUGAAAUAUAAGCUCGAUUUCUUGCGUGACAACAUGCUCAUCAAUGAUAAUGUUUUAUGGCAAUCUAAGGAGUUCAACGUCAAGAAGGUCGUUUCAUGUCUUUCUACCUGUGUUUUCCCCGACAAGACUUCUUAUCCCAUUGAUGAAACUAUGGUUCAUAAUGGUCCUCCUCAUCACUCUAACUUCGGUUACGCUCAUGGUAAGCGUAUGAUUGACGUCUAUAACCACGCUUACAAUGAACAAUUCGGCUGUAACUUCACCGCCGUCAUUCCUACAAACAUUUUCGGUCCCAAUGAUAACUAUGAAUUAGAAGGGUCUCACGUCUUACCCGGUCUGACUCAUAAGUGUUAUCUCGCCAAAAAGAACAACACUCCUUUCGUUGUUAUGGGCACCGGUAAGCCUCUUCGUCAAUUCAUCUACUCUCGUGAUUUAGCGAAACUCUUCGUCUGGGUUUUAAGAGAAUAUGAAGAAAUUGACCCCAUCAUUUUGUCCGUUGGCGAAGAAGAUGAAGUUUCCAUCAAGGAUGUUGCGGAUAAUAUUGUCAAGGCUCUCGAUUUCAAGGGAGAAUAUACCUUCGAUUCUACCAAGGCUGAUGGGCAAUAUAAGAAGACUGCUAGCAACGCUAAGUUGAUGAAAUACCUCCCUGAUUUCAAAUUCACUCCAUUCGAUGUUGCCAUCAAGGAAUCCGUCGAUUGGUUUGUUGAAAACUAUGAUACUUGUCGUAAAUAGAUUCACCAAUCCCAUUCACUUUAAAUAAUCUUCUUUAUAGUAAAUUAUUAAUCUAACAGAUCUAUAAAAGUUACCAUUAUUUGUAUUAUGAUCUGAUUGUAACUAUAUAGUAAAUACUAGCAAAGGUUUUGUUAUUAAUUUUUUCCUUAGCAUGAAAAGGGGCUAACAAUUGAGGUUCCUUCACUUAAUUGUUUGAUUUUCACAAAACUCCAUGAAUGAUCUAUAAGCAUUUGAUUCUCAAGUAUCUGUAUAUUAUUUCACAAACAUUAGAAGCAAACAAGAGAUAAAGAUUG
This is a messenger RNA of Mycotypha africana, 1402 nucleotides long. RefSeq lists its product as uncharacterized. The coding region runs from base 27 to 1109 and encodes 360 amino acids. Gene Ontology annotation, molecular function: GDP-L-fucose synthase activity. Gene Ontology annotation, biological process: nucleotide-sugar biosynthetic process. The transcript has 8 exons. The record is from RefSeq and is a predicted model, not a curated record. Lineage: Eukaryota; Fungi; Mucoromycota; Mucoromycetes; Mucorales; Mycotyphaceae.